Molecule: messenger RNA, 1571 nt
Organism: Capsella rubella
Lineage: Eukaryota; Viridiplantae; Streptophyta; Magnoliopsida; Brassicales; Brassicaceae
Product: probable pyruvate kinase, cytosolic isozyme
Exons: 3
Coding region: 1-1533 (510 amino acids)
Biological process (GO): glycolytic process
Cellular component (GO): cytoplasm
Molecular function (GO): pyruvate kinase activity; potassium ion binding; magnesium ion binding
Source: RefSeq, a predicted model, not a curated record
AUGGAGAUGUUACUUGGUGGACAAACUAACAAAGGAGCCCUAAGGUCAAAGACGAAGAUCGUCUGUACUCUCGGACCUGCUUCGAGGUCUGUUGAGAUGGUGGAGAAGCUUCUCAAUGCCGGUAUGAACGUAGCCCGGUUCAAUUUCUCUCAUGGUUCUCACUCGUACCAUCAAGAAACUCUCGAUAAUCUCAGAACCGCCAUGGAGAACUCUGGUAUUCCCUGUGCCGUCAUGCUCGACACAAAGGGUCCUGAGAUCCGAACCGGAUUUCUCAAAGACGGCAAACCGGUUGAGCUUAUUCAAGGUCAAGAGAUCACAAUCUCAACUGAUUACACCAUGCAAGGAGAUUCAAACACAAUCUCCAUGAGUUACAAGAAACUUGCAGAAGAUCUCAAGUCUGGCGACGUGAUUCUCUGUUCCGACGGCACAAUCUCUCUUACCGUCUUGUCCUGUGACAGGAGUCUCGGUCUCGUUCGUUGCCGCUGCGAGAACUCUGCUGUUCUUGGAGAAAGAAAGAACGUGAACCUCCCUGGAAUCGUAGUUGAUCUCCCAACACUCACGGAGAAGGAUCAAGAGGAUAUUAUACAAUGGGGAGUUCCUAAUAAGAUUGAUAUCAUCGCUCUUUCCUUUGUUCGUAAAGGAUCUGAUCUUGUCGAGGUCAGGAAAUUGCUUGGAGAGAACGCAAAGAGUAUCAUGCUUAUGUCAAAGGUUGAGAAUCAAGAAGGAGUGAUGAACUUUGACAAGAUUCUGGAGAACUCUGAUGCAUUCAUGGUGGCUAGAGGUGAUUUAGGAAUGGAGAUUCCGAUCGAGAAGAUGUUCCUUGCUCAGAAGAUGAUGAUUCAGAAGGCUAAUGCUCUCGGCAAACCAGUGGUCACAGCUACACAGAUGCUUGAGUCGAUGACCAAAUCCCCACGUCCGACUAGAGCCGAAGCCACGGAUGUGGCUAACGCUGUUCUUGACGGUACAGACUGUGUCAUGCUCAGUGGAGAGACAGCCGCCGGAGCUCACCCUGAAACCGCCGUGCUUACAAUGUCGAGGAUCUGUAAGGAAGCAGAGAAUUUCAUUGAUUACGACACGAUGCACAAGAAGAUUCAAGAGAUGGUUUCGUUGCCAUUAUCACCAAUCGAGAGCUUAGCCGCUUCAGCCGUUUCGACGGCAAGGAGUCUAUGUGCGGCGGCGAUUGUGGUUCUCACCAAGGGAGGUUACACGGUGGAGCUUGUUGCGAAAUACAGGCCGAGUGUACCGAUUCUGUCGGUUAUCGUACCGGAGAUCACACGUACGGAUGAUUUCGAGUGGUCGUGUUCAGAAUCUGCAGCGCAUGUGGCGAGACGUGGUUUGAUUUACCGGGGAAUAGUUCCCGUGAUGGCUACGGGACCUUCGGCUAGGUCUUCGAACAAGGAUUCGACGGAUGAGACGAUUAGAUUCGCCAUUGAAUUCGCAAAGAAGAAGGGGAUAUGCAAGGCUGGAGAUUCCAUCGUGGCCUUGCACAAGAUUGAUGGUUCCUCUGUUGUCAAGAUUUUGAAUGUCGACUAGAUUUUUGACACGCGGUCAAUUUUUGAGGUUUUGAUAUU